Molecule: messenger RNA, 4693 nt
Organism: Pundamilia nyererei
Lineage: Eukaryota; Metazoa; Chordata; Actinopteri; Cichliformes; Cichlidae
Gene: kank2
Product: KN motif and ankyrin repeat domains 2
Exons: 13
Coding region: 273-3356 (1027 amino acids)
Biological process (GO): negative regulation of transcription by RNA polymerase II; negative regulation of G1/S transition of mitotic cell cycle; negative regulation of actin filament polymerization
Cellular component (GO): cytoplasm
Molecular function (GO): protein binding
Source: RefSeq, a predicted model, not a curated record
CCCACCGCCUGGCCUCGUGGCCGCGUGCCCUUUAAGAGAAGCGGGAGGGGGCUCGGAGCAUCUUGGCUGCGGUGUUUUUGUCUCUCUGUCAGUGAGCGCUCCUCCUGGGCCGAGGCGACAGAAAGGAUUUGCGCAGGGCAGGUGCUGACUGUAAGAGAGCAAGAAAAGGAAGGGAGAGGCAAGGGGCCUGGGGAGGAGAGAUCCCAUCCUCGCAGCGCAAGCAGCUGGUGAGGUGUUUGUGUGACUGUCUGAAAAGCAGCCACAGGCGCAUUAUGGCACAGGUGCUGCAUAUGGACCCCGGCUUCCCAGGGAAACUCAACCCACCUGCCCCCCCUUCCCUGCACGCCAAAGAACAGGAGGCACCCUACUCAGUGGAGACCCCCUAUGGCUACCGUCUGGACCUAGACUUCCUCAAAUAUGUUAACGACAUAGAGAAGGGGAACACUAUCAAGAAGGUGCCUGUUCAACGCCGGCCACGCUAUGGCUCUUUGCCCCGUGGCUAUGGCUACGCUGGCUCCUGGUGGACCUCCACAGAGUCUCUCUGCUCCAAUGCCAGCAUGGACAGCCGGCAUUCCUCUUACUCCUACUGUGCCCCAGGCUACCAUACAUCACAAAGGCCCAGCUUCAGCACUGCCCGGGUGGAGAAGACUCUGUUGGAUGCUCGCAGGAAGCUGGAAGAAGAGAAAGAGGGACGGAGAUUCUCCAAUCUUGGCAGCAUGCACAGCAGUGUAGUUGGCUCUAACACCUCCAUCAGCAGCGCACACAGCUUCAACCGGUCACAGGGUGGAGGUGGAUCUUUCACUCCCAUGAGCUCUGGCCUGUCCACCCCAGUAACUCCAACCCCAGCUCACUUGCAACAUGUCAGGGAGCAGAUGGCUGCAGCCCUGAGAAAGAUAAGGGAGCUAGAAGAGCAGGUGAAAACAAUCCCUGUGCUCCAAGUUAAAAUCUCAGUGCUGCAGGAGGAGAAACGGCAGCUCAGUGUCCAGCUGAAGAGCCAGAAGUUCCUGGGCCACACUCUGGGGUUCAACCGAGGUCGUCCCAGAGGGGAGCUCUAUAUUGACAUCCCUGAAGAAGACAUGAGCACUGGAAAGGGGAGCAACAACAAUAAGCCAGCAGGGUCACUGUCCCCCACCACACCUGAUGGGUCCAAGCAAGACUCAGGGUGUGAGAUUGAGGACACAGUGAUUGUGAGUGGAGUGCGACCAGAUGCAAAGCGGGAAGUGCGCACCAUUGGCGUGGGACCAGAGGACUCAAGAGGAAGUCGUCAUGUGGGGGUCUGGGUUCAAGAGAAGGAUCUGGGACUGCUGCCUGAGACAGAAGUCCUCAAAAAUCAAGUGGGUCAGCUUGAGGGUCAACUACAGAGGACAAUGCAGGAACUACAGGCUGCACAGCAGCAGGUGGCAGGAGUCCAGAAGGGCCCUCAGGCAGAGCAUCCAGUCAUAGCAACGAGCCUGGGCUGGCAGGAGCCUCAAGGCUGCAGCCUGCAUACACUAGUCAGCUUCACACAGCAACGACACCAGAGGGACCAGAGAACUGUAGGAAUUCAGGUGUACACACUGGAGCAGCCUACUGUGGUAGAGGUGGGAACACUGCUCCGAGCAGAGACCUGCAGCUCCCCCCCCAUUCAGCCAGCUGCUGGAGGCGUGGAAGACCACCAGAGAGGGCAAAUUGAAGAUGCUCCAGUUGAGUUGCCGAUUGCAGUCAGCUCUAAGCAGGUACGCGAUGUCUUGAAGAGCAGGUUGUCCACCUCAGUACCUGUAGCUAAUCCUGCCAUUGCUGUUGCAUCUGAUGAUCGGAUUGUGCAUAAUAAGGAAGAAGCAAAUGAUUCUAUCCAAUCACAAGAAGGCUUACCUAAGACAGCUUCAUCUCCCCAAUUGUCUCUGAGAUCAAUUAUGAAGCGGAAAGCAGAAGGUGAACCAGGCUCGCCCUCUACGAAGAAAAACCUACAGUUUAUUGGAGUCAAUGGAGGCUACGAGUCCACAUCCUCAGAAGAUAGCAGCAGUGAGAGCUCAGAUGAGGGGAGUGACUCUAGUGAAUAUCAUGAAGCCAGAGAAAAACUUCCAGAGUCUACAGUCCAGCACCAGCAGACAAUACACAACAAGGAUUCCAAGCAAGAAGAAAGCACCAGUGUACCUCAGCAAAAUGCUGUCAAACUACCAGCUGCCAUUCCAGACUCAAGUCCCAGCCAGUCUGCAGCUGUAGACACAAUGCCAUCAAACAAAGCACCUCAGUCACCAGCGACAGACACUGUGGUGCAAAAAUGUGCCUCACAGCCACCAGCAUCAGACCACGCCAUACCUCCUCCAUGUUCAUCAAAUGAUUCUGAGACUGUCAAACAAUCAUCAGAAAAGCACAAACAGGUCACCUCCACACCAGUUAGCACUGAAUCCACUCCUGAGCAGAAGGCUUCACUUACCUGUUCUUCAUCACCUGGCCUCACUAAAAUCAGUGAUAACGCCCAGCAGCGGUACAGCGUCCAGUCAGAGUGCAAACCAGCAGAUGAACGUAUUUCAAAUGAGACUGCGACAGCGCCUUCAAAACAAGUCAGACUGGAGCUGACUGACAGCCUGAUGUUAGCUCUGCAUGCCCUGCAGAAAGCCCUGGGGGAACCUAAUGCCUUCAGCCAACAAGGAGCAAGGGCAGCUUACACCACAGUGCUGCAAGAGUGGCUACGUGUGUCCUGCCACAAAACGGCCGACACAGCUGUUGUCAAGGCCUACAUGGACACUUUCGCCUCAGUCUCCCCUCAGCUGCUGGAGUUUGUCAUAAAUAUGGCUGACGGCAACGGGAAUACAGCCCUUCACUACACUGUCUCCCACUCCAACUUCCCCGUGGUGAAACUUCUGCUGGACACUGGCUUGUGUAACGCUGACAAGCAGAACAAGGCGGGCUACACAGCCAUCAUGCUGACGGCUCUGGCUGCCUUCCACUCCGACAGUGACCUUCAAACUGUCCUGCAGCUGCUGCGCACAGGGGAUGUCAAUGCCAAGGCCAGCCAGGCUGGACAGACAGCGCUGAUGCUGGCAGUCAGUCAUGGUAGAGGGGACAUGGUGCGAGCGCUGCUGUCCUGCGGGGCACAAGUUAACAUCCGCGAUGACGACGGCUCCACUGCACUCAUGUGUGCCUGUGAACAUGGUCAUGUGGACAUUGUGCGUCAGCUGCUAUCAGUGCCAGGAUGUGAUGCCACUCUCACCGAUAAUGAUGGCAGCACUGCUCUGUCCAUUGCCCUUGAAGCCAGUCAGAAUGACAUCGCUGUGCUUCUGUACGCUCACCUCAACUUUGCAAAGCCUCCAUCCCCUGUUUCCCCCAAGUCUCCGCUCUUGGGCUCCUCUCCUCCUGCUGGUGAACUAAAGUAAACCACACGCCUACUGCUCAGCUACACAGCCAAUCCACAGAUGUUUAUUCAUCUAUGUACUUAAAGGAAACAUCAAGUUUGUUUGUGUGUUUGUUUUCACCCUGAAUAAUUUAAUUAUGUGCAGAUAAUUACGUGAGAGCUCGCACCAUUGUUACUCAUUGCUUAUCGUACACAGUGGUCUUACUUUAAUCCCAGUGGUGGUUGGAAAAGUGUGAAACUGAACAUUGAAUGGAUUUCGUUCUAGUUUUGCAACAAUCCAGUUGUCAGCACUGUUUUUACAAAUCCAAACUGUUCACCGCAUUUCACUAUACGUUCAAUUUUUAUGCACUCGUUCUGUAAUUCCAUAUCAGUUUUAUAUAAGUUGGCUCAUAGAGCAGUGUGUUUUCAUUGUACCAUAGGUGUUUCACAGUAGCAUCGUUUUGUGUGACCAUCACAGUCAUUUGGAAUAACUGAAGCCACCCCUCUCGUGGGUAAGUGUCCUUGCAUCAACUAGCUCAUUGGUGCUACAAAAUAUAACACUCCAAUAGUCUGUUGAUAUUUAUACACAAGAUUUAUUUACUUGAGAGUAUUUUUGAUAUUGAUUUUUUUUUUAAUCAUUCUGACUUAAUUCAGGACCUCGUGGUUUUAUUUCCCAGGUGUUGGUUAACUUUACACCUUUUUAACCAGUUUUAUGUGUUUAUCACAUUCCCCAAAUCAAACCCAAAGAUGUCUGUUUCACAUCACCUCUUUUUAAAGCUGCUUAUUGUGGUAAUAAUGUUAACACAGGUGGUGUUAAAGAGGAGAGAGGUUACCAUUGUUCUCUGAUGGCUGCGGUACUAUGGUCUUUGUAUUUUUAUAUGUGAAGGUUUUUCGGAUGGUUGAUUAGAGGGUAUCUGUGUUUGUGAUGUGUGCUCAUAAAAUUUAACAAGACUUUGUUGAGAGAGCGCUGGUGAAGCCAGUGAGAUUUGUCAGGGAACCAGAAAGUAAGUGAUUUUGGUCUUAAAAGGGCGUGCCAUGUAAGAUAGGAAUAUUAAAAUAAUAUAUGUCAGUGUAAACUGGUAAUAAUUAUGCCUGAAAUCGAACUCCUUGAACUAAAGUGCAUAGGCUAUUGAUGUCAAAAUUUCUAUUACUUUUUAAAGAUGUUUUACCAAUUUUCAUAUUCACUUUUAAGCAAAUUUUUUAUAAAUUUCAAUUUUUUUAAGUAUCUAUCUUUUAUACAUUUGGAGUUUUUAAGCUCACGCCUGCGUUAUGUAAUCACACAGCUCUGUAGUUAAUGUUUUAUGAUGGUUUUAUGAAAAUGCUAGAUUGUGUGUCUCUUCUUCUAAUUUGUGCAUUUUGGAAAAUAAUAAAUAAAUGUGG